AUGUGGCUUUUCAAUGCUCCUCCAGCCGUACUCGGCCUGGUCGCAUUGGCACAUCUGCCCUCAGCUCUCGCAAAGCCAUACCCCGUCCACAUUGAAGAGUUCCAAGAACUGCACAACGCGUCGCAGAUUGUCAAGAAGGCCGACUGCGACAACCCCUGUGGUUACGGAGGCUGGCUAUGCUGUCCCUCGGGUUCAACUUGCUACACCGACGCAAGUAACCAGGCGCAAUGCGGCUCUGGUGGAGCGACCACAGAAGCAGCAGGCGGCUACUGGCAAUACCACACUACCACAUACGUCGAGACAGUCGGUCUCCUCACAAAGACCGAAGUCUACAGCACAUAUGUCCCUGCCGUCGCAACGCAGACAUGUAGCCAGUCGCAAAACCCCUGCGGUUCUACUUGCUGCGACUCAGGCUUCUACUGUCUGUCUUCCAGCGCCGGCACUUGCGCGCUGAUCGCUGGUGGCAGCUCCGGAGGUAUAUCACCAUCUGCUCCUCUGCGACCAACUAGCUCAGGCGUAGUAGUCAUCACCUAUACCGGAACCCCCACCGCGACCGUUCCCUUCCAGACACCCAUCCCCACCGGCGCAGCAGGCGGCGGCCUCGUCCCAACCGAAGAGAGCAACAGCGGUCUCAGCGGCGGUGCCAUCGCUGGUAUCGUUAUCGGUGUUAUCUUGGGCAUAUUGCUACUCCUCCUUCUCUGCCUCUUCUGCUGCGCUCGCGCUCUCUUCGACACUCUCCUUGCCAUCUUCGGCAUCGGCAAGAAGCGCAAGCACACGCACGAAGAAACCUACAUCGAAGAGCACCACCACAGCGGUGGCGCUGCUGCUGGAGGUCGCUGGUACGGAGCCGGUCGUCCUUCUCGCCCAUCGCGCGCUGGUUCUGAGAAGCACAGCGGUGCGAAGAAGGGUUUGGGCCUUGCGGCUGGACUUGGUGGUCUCGCGCUCGCUUUGGGCCUGAAGAGGAGACAUGAUGCCAAGGUUGACGAUAAGAGUACCACUGUCAGUGGAACAUCAUACAUGUACAGUGAUUACACAAGUUCGAGCAGCGCAAGUUCAUCUGAUCGCCACACACGCCGAACACGCCACUCAUCAAGAAGAUAA
This is a messenger RNA of Alternaria alternata, 1101 nucleotides long. RefSeq lists its product as hypothetical. The transcript is spliced from 2 exons. The record is from RefSeq and is a predicted model, not a curated record. Gene Ontology annotation, cellular component: membrane. NCBI's taxonomy places the organism in Eukaryota, Fungi, Ascomycota, Dothideomycetes, Pleosporales, Pleosporaceae. Bases 1 to 1101 code for a protein of 366 amino acids.